GUCAAUCCCCUUGCUUCCCAAGCCUCCUACCUCCCGAUCCGAUCUGAAUGGGGCGAGACCCAUUACAUCUGGUAUCAGAGGUCCAGUCCGUCGAUCUGGAGACUGCCUACCCCAAGCCAUGCUACCAGAGAAACAGGCGAAGCAGGCGGCGGUGAUGGAGGAACAAAUCGCGGCACUGGCCAACGCCGUCAACGACGGGCGAGUUGCCAACGAGGCCCGCCUCGACACGAUCCGGCAGUCGCUGGAACUAUGGAGGCCGGCGGUUACCCAUCUCCAACAUCAGGUCGACUAGUUGCGCACGCAGGUUGGGCGCAUCGCGCUCCAUCCGGCUCUGGCGGCACCUCCGGAUCCGAUCCCGGAGGGUGACGCGGUGGUGCGACCGGUUCCUGCAGCAACUACGGACGCCACCGAGCACCACGGGCCGCUAGGCCAUGGCGAGAUCGACAACACCGGGAGCCAGGCGUAUGGCGUGGUCACCACCCAACUACGGCCUCCGGUCAAGGGAGGAGCUGAUGGACGCCUUACCACGGCGCGAGUACAGGCGCCAGGAUGCGCCACAGGCACGGCCGGCACCAAGGCCGCUACUUGCGCUGGGAGCUCAAGUGCCACGCCAACCUCCCCCAGGUGCACCGGUGGCGGCUGACGAUAGACGCGGUCUUGACGCCGCGAAUGCUCCGGAGCGCGGGCGAGCGGCCGACGAUCGAGUGGCCGUGCUACACAACUAUCGACGCGCGCGAGGCCUCUGCUUCAAGUGCGGCGAACGCAGAGGGCAAGGGCAUCAGUGUGCUGCCACGGUGCAACUGCACAUCGUCGAGGAACUGCUCGAGCUUCUCCAGGCGGAUGAUCAAGCCCCACAUCAACCCAUGGAAGACCAAGCUGAUGAGUAUCUAAUGUCAAUUUCCAAGCUGGCAACCACUGGACAGACGAUACCGCAUACAGUACGCUUGCUGGGGGCGAUUGCGGGCAAAGAAAUGUUGGUCUUAGUGGACUCAGGAAGUUCACAUAGCUUCGUGAGCGAGGGAAUAGCCGCUGAUCUACAAGAGCAAGUGCAAGCAAUAGUCGCCACCUCUGUCAAGAUUGCUGAUGGUGGAGUACUACAAUGCAAGGGCAUGAUUCCAGCAUGCUCAUGGACAACCCAGGGGCACACGUUUCAGACUGAUCUGAGGGUUCUAUCAUUGGGUUGUUAAGAUAUGGUUGUGGGCAUGGAUUGGUUGCAGAAGUGUGGCCCGAUGUGGGUCGAUUGGGAACACAAAACCCUGUAGUUUCAGCACGAAGGGGAAUGGGUGCAGCUAACAGGUGUUCAACCAAGAAGUACAGCAGUGGCACAAAUCUCCGCACAACAACUGACGGAAUGGGAAGAACAGAAUGCCAUUGCUCAUGUAGUGUUGCUCCAAAGUAUUUCACCGCCUUCACGGGACACACAAGAACUUUCAAAGAUUGCUGCAUUACUCGAUGAAUUCCAGCUUGUUUUUGCUGAGUCCACAACUUUACCGCAACACCGUAGCUGGAUCACAGGAUUCCUCUGAUUGCAGGGGCCAAAACAGUGAACAUCCGACCUUACAGAUACACUCCAGAACAGAAAAGUGAGAUCGAAGCGCAGAUUAAGGAAAUGUUACAGCGAGGAUUGAUCGUACCCGAUGUGAGUCCCUUCUCGUCCCCGGUGUUGCUAGUGAGAAAAAAAGACCAAACGUGGCGCUUCUGUGUGGACUUCCGUCACCUGAAUGCAAUCACUAUCAAAGGCACCUGCUCCUUCCCCAUCAUCGAUGAGCUACUUGACGAAUUGGCCGGAUCAAAAUGGUUCUCGAAACUCGACCUCAGGGCAGGUUACCAUCAAAUCCGAUUGGUGGAGGAAGACAAGGAGAAGACAUCAUUUAGAACUCACAUGGGCCACUUCCAAUUUCGGGUGAUGCCAUAUGGGUUAGCAUUCGCGCCUGGCACGUUUCAAACUGGAGUCAAUAUUGUGUUGGGGCCACUGGUACGACAUGGAGUACUCGUCUUCAUGGACGAUAUUCUAGUGCACACGGCUACCUACCAAGAGCACCCGCAGCUGCUGCGACAAGUACUCCAGCGACUGCGCGACCAUGAUUUGGUGGCCAAAAGAUCUAAAUGCUCAUUCGUGCAGCAACACAUCAACUACUUGGGCCACCAUAUCAGUGACCAGGGAGUGUCAACUCUGACAGAGCACGUUCAGUCAGUGCAAAAAUGGAAACAACCCACAACAGUCAAGCAGCUGAGAGGAUUCCUAGGAUUGGCAGGGUAUUAUCGCAAGUUUGUGCGCAACUUUGGAGUGCUCAGUAGGCCGUUGAACGACUUGCUUAAGAAAAAUGCAGUGUUUGUAUGGACACCCACAACACAGGCAGCCUUCCAAGCACUUAAACAAGCAUUGAUCUCAGCCCCGGUACUGGCAUUACCGGACUUCUCCAAGCAGUUUGUAGUAGAAACAGAUGCGAGCGCAACAGUCAUUGGAGCCGUACUCAUGCAAGGGGGCAUCCAGUGGCGUAUCUCAGUAAAAGUUUGGCUCCACGAAAUUUGGGGCUGUCAGCAUACGAGAAGGAAUGCCUGGCACUUCUCCUGGCAGUGGAUCACUGGCGUCCCUAUUUGCAACACUCUGAAUUCCUCAUUCGCACGGAUUAACGGAGCUUGCUGAACCUAACAGACCAGCGACUCAACACCCCAAUACAGCAGCGGGCAUUUACGAAACUGGUGGGUCUUCAGUUUCGAAUCCAGU
This is a messenger RNA of Triticum aestivum (bread wheat), 2728 nucleotides long. RefSeq lists its product as uncharacterized. The transcript has 2 exons. Gene Ontology annotation, biological process: proteolysis. Lineage: Eukaryota; Viridiplantae; Streptophyta; Magnoliopsida; Poales; Poaceae. Bases 432 to 1187 code for a protein of 251 amino acids. Gene Ontology annotation, molecular function: aspartic-type endopeptidase activity. The record is from RefSeq and is a predicted model, not a curated record.